Suillus discolor is the source of this 690-nucleotide messenger RNA. RefSeq lists its product as uncharacterized. The transcript is spliced from 4 exons. The record is from RefSeq and is a predicted model, not a curated record. The coding region runs from base 1 to 690 and encodes 229 amino acids. Lineage: Eukaryota; Fungi; Basidiomycota; Agaricomycetes; Boletales; Suillaceae.
AUGGCUCAGAUAAUUUCGCCUGUCGUCCAGGCCACAAUUGCAGGUGCAAUUCCGGUUGCUGGUCCUCCGAUCCACGCUACUAUUAGUGGAUUAUUGUCAAUCCUUCAAGCCAUAUAUGUGAGAUUGUACAACCAUAGUCUCGCAUAUACAUCUGUCACACAAGCUAUCAUUGAAUGCUCCAGCGAAAUCGACCAUUAUCUGGCGGAUCAUUCAGUUGUGUUCUACUCUCUCAAGAUUGUUUGCAUGCACUCAAUAUUACGCUUCGUCAGUGGUCAUCUCAAAUGCAAAUCCUCUGUGGGGCCGAUUGUCACACUUGGCUUUGUCACACUUGUAGAUGCAACGGGCCGCUUACAUCCAAUACCGAUGGACGUCUGCGACUCGUUUGAGCGAUUCAAUGAGCAGCCCCAGCUUUUAUUCAAACACAACUCGACCCAAGCUCAAGUUCAGAGACGGUAUAUAGAGCAAAGACAAUACGAUUUGUGCAUUGAUGACGACAAGCAGGUAACACAACUUGCAAGUCGUAGAUGGCCAAGCAUUCAAGCAGGCACGACGAUCGUCAUGAGGGUCGUCUUUGAACAGAAGACACGCCGUGUAGUUGAAUAUACAUGUCAUUUUUGCCGCGCUGUCAAUCACGUUAGCCGCCCCAAGAAUUUGCUUCAAUGCCGACCUGGUUACUCGAUCAAUUGGUGA